Molecule: messenger RNA, 2511 nt
Organism: Otolemur garnettii (small-eared galago)
Lineage: Eukaryota; Metazoa; Chordata; Mammalia; Primates; Galagidae
Gene: BAIAP2
Product: BAI1 associated protein 2
Exons: 15
Coding region: 128-1825 (565 amino acids)
Biological process (GO): plasma membrane organization; positive regulation of actin filament polymerization; actin filament bundle assembly
Cellular component (GO): nucleoplasm; cytosol
Molecular function (GO): protein binding; cytoskeletal adaptor activity
Source: RefSeq, a predicted model, not a curated record
GGCAGCCGCCGGGCGCCGCGCUCUGUAGUCCGGAUCUGCGCGCCUUUCUUCUUUACUGCUACCGUCGUCGCCGCCGCCGCCGUCCGCGCCCCCGCUCCGGUCUGUGGUGCAGCCGGAACCUAGGACCAUGUCGCUGUCGCGCUCGGAGGAGAUGCACCGGCUCACGGAAAAUGUCUACAAGACCAUUAUGGAGCAAUUCAACCCCAGCCUGCGGAACUUCAUCGCCAUGGGGAAGAACUACGAGAAGGCCCUAGCAGGCGUGACGUAUGCUGCCAAAGGCUACUUUGAUGCCCUGGUGAAGAUGGGGGAGCUGGCCAGCGAGAGCCAGGGCUCCAAAGAACUCGGAGACAUGCUCUUCCAGAUGGCCGAAGUCCACAGGCAGAUCCAGAAUCAGCUGGAGGAAAUGCUAAAAUCUUUCCACAACGAGCUGUUGACACAACUGGAGCAGAAGGUAGAGCUGGACUCCAGGUACCUGAGUGCUGCACUGAAGAAAUACCAGACGGAGCAGAGGAGCAAAGGCGACGCCCUGGACAAGUGUCAGGCUGAGCUGAAGAAACUUCGCAAGAAGAGCCAAGGGAGCAAGAACCCACAGAAGUACUCAGACAAGGAGCUGCAGGUGCGUCCUGUGCGGGGCAGAAGUACUCAGACAGGGAGCUGCAGGUGCGUCCUGUGCAGGGCAGAAGUACUCAGACGGGGAGCUGCAGGUGCGUCCUGUGCAGGGCAGAAGUACUCAGACGGGGAGCUGCAGUACAUCGAUGCCAUCAGCAACAAGCAGGGUGAGCUGGAGAGCUACGUGUCCGACGGCUACAAGACGGCCCUCACAGAGGAGCGCAGGCGUUUCUGCUUCCUGGUGGAGAAGCAGUGCGCCGUGGCCAAGAGCUCUGCCACCUACCACGCCAAGGGCAAGGAGCUGCUGGCCCAGAAGCUGCCUCUGUGGCAACAGGCCUGUGCUGACCCCAACAAAAUUCCUGACCGUGCUGUCCAGCUGAUGCAGCAGGUGGCCAGCAGCAAUGGCGCCAUCCUUCCCAGCACCCUGUCAGCCUCCAAGUCCAACCUGGUCAUCUCAGACCCCAUUCCAGGGGCCAAGCCCCUGCCUGUACCCCCUGAACUGGCACCAUUUGUGGGGCGGAUGUCUGCCCAGGAGAACGCGCCCAUCAUGAACGGGGUCGCAGGCCCAGACAGCGAAGACUACAACCCCUGGGCUGACCGCAAAGCCGCCCAGCCCAAGUCCCUAUCUCCCCCGCAGUCUCAGAGCAAGCUGAGUGACUCGUACUCCAACACGCUGCCUGUGCGCAAGAGUGUGACCCCCAAGAACAGCUACGCCACCACUGAGAACAAGACUCUGCCCCGCUCCAGUUCCAUGGCAGCUGGCUUGGAGCGCAAUGGACGCAUGCGGGUAAAGGCCAUCUUCUCCCAUGCUGCGGGGGACAAUAGCACACUGCUGAGCUUCAAGGAAGGGGACCUCAUCACCCUGCUGGUGCCUGAGGCCCGUGAUGGCUGGCACUAUGGCGAGAGUGAGAAGACCAAGAUGCGGGGCUGGUUUCCCUUCUCUUAUACCCGGGUCCUGGACAGUGACGGUAGCGACAGGCUGCACAUGAGCCUGCAGCAGGGGAAGAGCAGCAGCACUGGGAACCUGCUGGACAAGGAUGACCUGGCCCUGCCACCCCCUGACUACGGCGCGUCCUCCCGGGCCUUCCCCACCCAGACGGCCGGUACCUUCAAGCAGAGGCCCUACAGCGUGGCCGUGCCCGCCUUCUCCCAGGGUCUGGAUGACUAUGGAGCCAGGUCUGUGAGCAGUGCCGAAGUGGAAGUGGCCAGAUUCUGAGCACCUUGACUAGAGUUAGAAUCCCUUCGCCCACAUACAGCUGAAGCCGACAGUGACCAACGACAGGUCUGCGCCCCUCCUCAGCUGACAACCACAUCGGUUCCUCUGCCACUGCCCCUCCUUCACCUGCCUGCUCCACCAGGCUGCACCCCACUUCAGUCUGGCCUGGACUGGACCCAGCGGUACCUGGACAGAGGCAGCAGAGAGCCCGAGAUCUGCCUUGCUGAGGGCAGGCACCUCUGGGUGUGCGGGCCAUGGAGCCUUGGGGCACCUGGGUCAGGAGCACAUGAGGCCCAGCUCCCUGCCCUUGCUCUGCCCACUCUGUCCUACUUCCAGUCAAUAAACAGUUGCCUGCCCUCCAGAGGUGCGAUCCAUCUGCCGGGGGCAGGAGGCAGGAGCGUGGGUUGGAGGGGGAGCAAAACCUCAUGGCCUACCCUGCCAGAGUGGGGACCUGGGACUCCUGACUCCCACCGCAGUUCCAGGGUCUCUGCAGCCCCCUGUCACUCCCCAGCCUUCAUGCAGAACCUACUCCUGGGGCUUUUGGUUCUCCUUCCUGUUACUGGGUAUCAGGUGCUGUGGCCUGGUUUGCCUAGCUGUGUGCCACUGGGUGGGGGGAUCUCCCCACCCCUGCUGCCUCCUGCAGGGACAGGAGGGGAGUCUACUGAAAUACAAAAUUUUAAGACUUA